Molecule: messenger RNA, 1059 nt
Organism: Penicillium cinerascens
Lineage: Eukaryota; Fungi; Ascomycota; Eurotiomycetes; Eurotiales; Aspergillaceae
Exons: 5
Coding region: 1-1059 (352 amino acids)
Molecular function (GO): hydrolase activity
Source: RefSeq, a predicted model, not a curated record
AUGGCCGAAAACAAGUUCCUCAAAAUUGACCGUGACAGCUUCCCUUACAUCUUUAUGAAAAAUGUGGACAUUCCACUAAAGACGUACGAGAAGGGAAUCCUCCGGUGCAAUGUCUAUCUUCCUAAGGAUGCUUCUCCUUUCGGGUCUAUGACUUACCCGGUUAUUGCCACCUACGGCCCUUGGGAGCUCGACACCAUGUCUCGCGGCACCAGUGAGGCUUUUUUCGAUGUCAUUGAGUGGGCGUCAGAGCAGGAAUGGUCUUCCAGCAAGGUAGCCUUGCUGGGGAUCAGUUACUACGCAGGCACCCAGUGGCGAGUGGCCGCACGUCAGCCAAAAGGACUGUCAGCUAUUAUUCCCUGGGAAGGCAUGAGUGACUACUAUCGCGACCGGACUUCUGGUGGCACAACGGUGUUCAGCCAAAUCAGUACGGAAUGCCCGGUCGAGCCGCUCGAAAAUGGGGCGAUGAUACCCUCGAAGGAGACCCCACACCCGGAGGCAUUGGUUUCCAAUCGUCGCGACCAGACUAAGGACACUGCAGCCCACAAGUAUAUGGACGAGGAAUACUACAAAUCGAGGAACUUUGACCUUUCUAGCAUCCAAGUUCCUCUUCUGAGCGUUGCAAACUGGACUUCAAUUGUCCUUCUUGAUGCGUUCCUCAAGGACAAUGACUACGACGGCUGGAAGUCGGGCCAGCAGCCUCGUGUCAAUGUCUGCCUGCGCAAGGGUGACUGUGGAGUUGACGAUCCUGAGCGGGAACUGAAUUUCCCCAGUCGUGCCGAGAGCGACUGGCCUAUCCCAGACACCCAAUCUACUCCUGACGCUCCCUCUCCAACCGAGAUUGACUUGUUCGUAACCCUACGCAAGCUAGAUGCCGAAGGGAAAGAAGUCUUCUACACCGGUACUAUGGGGGAUCCCGUGCCUAUUGCAAAGGGUUGGCUACGUACAUCGCUACGGAAGGUCAACGCCAAUCACCCAUUCCAUCAAGAUAUCUUGCCUUACCGCGACUACUUCAGCAGUGAUGUGCAGCCCGUCAAGGAAGGCGAGAAGUAUGGAGGUUGA